CAUCGUGUUUUCCAGUCACAGAGAAGAAAGUUAAAGGAAAAAAAAGAAAAGUGUUGAAGUUGUUUUUUGAGAGAGGCGAAAACUCCCGAGGAGCCGAAGGGAGAAAUGGAGCAGCUGGUGAAACUCCUCCUGUGGCAGAUUCUGCUUCAGCAAAGUUCUGUGGGCUCAUAUUCAGUCCCAGCUGACGCCUCCAACCCCUCCAGCAGCGUGGUGGUGUCGGUGCUGAACAUCAGUGCGGCCCUGGGCUCGCAGGCCGUGCUGCCCUGCAAGAGCCACCGCAUGGUGUGGACCCAGGACCGCCUGAACGACCGGCAGCGCGUGGUGCACUGGGACCUGCUCAGCUCCUACUUUGGGGACGGCAGGAUGGAGAGGCUCUGCGACAUGUACUCGGCUGGGGACCAGCGUGUCUACAGCUCCUACAACCAGGGCAGGAUCCUCAUGCCGGAGAAUGCCUUUGCAGAUGGGAAUUUCUCGCUGGUGAUCAAAGGUGUGGCAGAGAGUGAUGCAGGCACCUAUUCCUGCAACCUUCACCACCACUACUGCCACUUGUACGAGACUGUGAAAGUCCAGCUGGUCAUCGCCAAGAGAGACGAGGAGCCCAGCGACUACUGGGACGGCGAGAAGCCGGUGCUGGUGGCCCCGGAGGGCAGCACGGUGACGCUGCCGUGCGUGAACCGCCAGCACAUCUGGACGGAGCGGCACAGCGAGGAGGAGCAGCAGGUGGUGCACUGGGACCGGCAGCCCCCGGGCGUGCCCCAGGACCGCGCCGACCGCCUGGUGGAUCUGUACGCGUCCGGCGAGCGCCGCUCCUACGGGCCCCAGUUCCUGAGGCAGAAGAUGAACGUGAGCCGCGGAGCCUUCGGCCUCGGGGACUUCUCGCUGCGCAUCUCGCGCCUGGAGAGCGCCGACGAGGGCACCUACUCGUGCCACCUGCACCACCACUACUGCGGGCUGCACGAGCGCAGGAUCUACCACCUGGCCGUCACCGAGCCGCAGAGGGACAGCAGGGUGGUCAACAUCACGGUGCCCGCCGCAGAUCCCAACGUGGUCAGGGGCCACAAUGUCAUCAAUGUCAUCAUCCCCGAGGGCAGGAUGCACUUCUUCCAGCAGCUGGGCUACGUCCUGGCCACCCUGCUGCUCUUCCUCGUCCUCCUCAUCAUCGUGGCGCUCGUCACCCGCAGGCGCCGGCACAGAGGUUAUGAGUACAACGUGAAGAAAUACGGAGAGAAGGAUGUGAACCUUAAAGAAUUUACAGUGGACACAACAGAUCUGACCCCACACAAAAGUGAAGACAUCAGGCUGGAUUACAAAAACAACAUCCUGAAGGAGAAGGCUGAGCAAGCCAGAAGCUGCCCAGCAAAGAACAUUGAUUUAGACAAAGAUUUCAGGAAGGAAUAUUGUAAAUGAAGACGCUCCCAAGCUGCUGGCUGGACCAGAAGCUUCCAUCCAAGAUAGAUAACGUGGAAAAGAGAUGGUUUUUCUUAAUUCCAUCUUUAAUUCCAUCUCCCUCCAGCUCCCACAGAACUUUUUCCACAUCCACUUUUUUUCUUUUUUCUCCCCCCACACAAGGGUGCAAAUGCUUCAUGGAAGAGUUAAACUGCCUUGUGUGCAUUUAUGGGGUUGGGUUGCCUUUUCUCCUUCCUCUGCUCUCCCAACCCUCCCUCCUUCCCCUUUCUUUCUUAACAAUUACUGUUGGAUUUUAUGCAUCAAAUUAUUUUUAUGAGCUGAAUCAGCAGAGGUUUUGCUUUGACGUUUCAAUGACACAAACCCUACAGCAUUUCCAUACUGUAGGAAAUUCCAUUUAUAAGAAUCACUACAUCACCAU
Messenger RNA from Melozone crissalis (California towhee), 1825 nucleotides. RefSeq names its product matrix remodeling associated 8 (gene MXRA8). Gene Ontology annotation, cellular component: membrane; cell surface. NCBI's taxonomy places the organism in Eukaryota, Metazoa, Chordata, Aves, Passeriformes, Passerellidae. The record is from RefSeq and is a predicted model, not a curated record. The coding region runs from base 106 to 1407 and encodes 433 amino acids. The transcript is spliced from 10 exons. Gene Ontology annotation, biological process: cell adhesion; establishment of glial blood-brain barrier.